Messenger RNA from Lampris incognitus (smalleye Pacific opah), 1522 nucleotides. RefSeq names its product monoglyceride lipase (gene mgll). The record is from RefSeq and is a predicted model, not a curated record. Gene Ontology annotation, cellular component: membrane. The transcript is spliced from 7 exons. Gene Ontology annotation, molecular function: lipase activity. NCBI's taxonomy places the organism in Eukaryota, Metazoa, Chordata, Actinopteri, Lampriformes, Lampridae. The coding region runs from base 277 to 1326 and encodes 349 amino acids.
GAGAGCACGCGUGUGCGUAUGCGCUGCUGGUGUUGAAAGAGAGAAAGCAGGAGACUGAAAGUGAGAGAAAGACAGACAGAGAGAGAGAGGGGGGGAGCCGCAGGAGAGUGUUGCACACCGUCAGUUAUAAUAUGGCUGCGUGACGUAACCUAAGGUCUGGGCUUCUGUCAACAUUGCCUGGCGCCGUGCUAUAGAUGGGAUCGGAUCUGCCCGUCGCUGAUCCAGACACCGCCACAGGCCCGUUGUCAUUUCCGUGAAAGAAGUGACCGUGAAAACAUGAACGCCGUGACCGCCACCUGCUUGGUCGUCGCCGGCUUCUCUUAUCUCUACAGCAGCGAUUUGUUGUCGGCGCUGCGUGUCUAUGUUGCAGGGCGGCUGUUUGACGGCUCUCCUCCCGAGUCCACCAGCGGCCCCAUGCCGGAGCCGGGAGCCCAGCGGAGGAGCCCGCAAGGUGUCCCCUACGCCGACCUCCAGCACAUCGUCAACGCGGACGGACUGCACUUGUUCUGCCGCUACUGGGAGCCCAAGGGUCCCCCAAGAGCCCUGGUGUAUGUAGCCCAUGGAGCAGGAGAGCACUGUGGGCCCUACAAUGACAUUGCACAGAAAUUGAAGGAGCUGUCUCUGCUAGUGUUCGCUCACGACCACGUGGGCCAUGGUCAGAGUGAGGGCGACAGAAUGAAUAUCAAGGACUUCCAGGUGUACAUAAGGGACUCGCUGCAGCACAUUGAUCAGAUGAAGGCUCGCCAUCCCAACUUGCCAGUCUUCAUCGUGGGCCACUCUAUGGGAGGUGCCAUCUCCAUCUUGACAGCAUGCGAGAGACCCGGUGAUUUUGCAGGGGUGGCUCUGAUCGCUCCCAUGGUCCAGAUGAACCCAGACUCAGCCACGCCCUUCAAGGUGUUCCUGGCGAAGGUCCUGAACCACAUGCUGCCCAGUCUCUCCCUCGGCUCCAUCGAGUCCAAAUGGGUCUCACGGGACAAGAAACAGGUGGAGGCAUACGAUGCAGAUGAGCUGAACUUCCAUGGCGGGAUGCGCGUGUCGUUUGGCAUGCAGCUGAUGGGGGCGGCGGCUCGCAUCGAGCAGCAGAUCCCCUCCAUCACCUGGCCAUUCCUGCUUCUCCACGGCGACGCCGACAAGCUCUGCGACAUCAGGGGGUCCAAAAUGAUGUUCGACAUGGCGCCGAGCGCUGACAAGAAACUCAAGGUCUACGAAGGAGGCUACCACGCCCUACACCACGACCUGCCCGAGGUGGCCGAAUCGGUGCUGAAGGAGGUGACCAGUUGGAUCACAGAGCGCCUCCCUGCCACGCCACCACAGCAGAGCUCUUAGGCUUCGCCCACAUCUCCCUGCCACGCCGCCACAGUAGAUCUGCAAACCUCACCAACUCAGUGGCUCAUUCACCAUCCAGUAGUGUACAUUAAGAGUGUCCCCAGGUAUAUGGAGUGUACCCGCCUCUAUCUCUGGACAUUUUAAGUGUGACAAACCUCUUUUUCCGGAUAUAGGGACUAUAGAUACCUCUUUUGAC